Molecule: messenger RNA, 306 nt
Organism: Rotaria sordida
Lineage: Eukaryota; Metazoa; Rotifera; Eurotatoria; Philodinida; Philodinidae
Source: the annotation of a GenBank genome assembly
AUGGCAUCUUCAGCAUUAAAACGAAUUAUUCCAUUAUUUGAUCGUGUUCUGGUUCAACGCUUCGCUGCUGAAAAAGUUACUAAAGGUGGAAUACAUGUACCGGAAAAAUCAUUAGGCAAAGUUCUUAAUGCUACAGUGAUUGCUGUUGGUAAAGGUCUUAAACAAAAAGAUGGUACUCAUGUUCCAAUGAGUGUUCAAGCUGGUGAUAAAGUUUUAUUACCAGAAUAUGGUGGUACGAAAGUUGAAAUAGAAGAUAAAGAAUAUUUCAUUUUUAAAGAAGCCGAUAUUAUUGCUAAAUGGGAAUAA